Parastagonospora nodorum SN15 is the source of this 786-nucleotide messenger RNA. RefSeq lists its product as hypothetical. Bases 1 to 786 code for a protein of 261 amino acids. Gene Ontology annotation, molecular function: DNA binding; zinc ion binding. The transcript has 4 exons. Gene Ontology annotation, biological process: DNA-templated transcription. NCBI's taxonomy places the organism in Eukaryota, Fungi, Ascomycota, Dothideomycetes, Pleosporales, Phaeosphaeriaceae. The record is from RefSeq and is a predicted model, not a curated record.
AUGGACUCUGCACAAGAACAGUCCGAGCAAGCGCGUCGUGCUGACAAGAUCAUUCGAUCGCUGCCUCUGGAGACGUACGAUUACCUGAUGGAUCUUUUCUGGCAGUGCUAUAAUCCUGUCAUUCACGUUUUGCAUCACGAGGCGUUCAACGAAGACCGGGAAAUGGGUCGCACGCAAUUUUACUCUGGGUUCUUGCACGUCUGCGUGUUGGCAAUGGGCUUCAGAUUUGCGGAGAAGAACCGACCGGAUAUCAGGAAAAUCGCGCUGCCACAGAUGGAGAGUACUCUGCAUCGAGAAGCAAAGUACAUGCUUGACCAUGAGUUGGAGAGGCCGGGUGGUAUCCCUUCAGUUGUGGCGUUGCUGCUUCUCGGCGAUCUAGAGUGUGGAGUCGGCCGUGAUAAUCUUGGAUGGAUGUACGGAGGCAUGGCUGUAAGACUUGCAUUUGACAUAGGACUACACCUGGACACGAGACUCUCGGGCUUACCAGAGCGCGAGAUUGAGAUUCGCCAAAUGACUCUCUGGGCGUGUGUAAUCUACGACAACAUGAAGUCUUCUGAUCUCGAGAUAUAUCAUCUGUCCAAGCAGUUUGAACGUCUUGGGGCUUGCCGACCUGCAGGCGCAGGAAAGAGCAUGGAGACCACUAUUUACGAAGCGCUCAUUGAUCUCAUGGAGCUUGCCGGCAAGAUCACCGAGAACAUGGACCCACACUCGAAGAACCCUGAAUCAGCAAUUGAUCGCAACCAGUACAUGCGCAUGGCAGCUCUGGACCGCGAGUUUAGCAGUUGA